ACUUCCUUAAAGGAACGUGUGCAGUCUUGUUCGUCUUUAGUUGUGAGAGAACUCGUAAAUAUCGUUAAUAGGGCUGUACCUGCAAUAGAACUGCACUGGAACAAUCUGUGGUGUUCAGACUGCAGGUGGGAAACUAUGGAUUCUAGCUGAUACACGGGUUUUGCGGGAUGUUACGGAUAUCGCCACUUUGUAACUUUACCCUUUUUACCUCAAGGUUUCUAUGUUUUUGUUGUUGGUGGUUUUUUUUUUUUACCUUUCAGCGUUUAAAUGAGUAAAAUUAGAUCAUUUGUGCAAAUUUUUGGACUACUCUCUGUCUUGUUCUGGAAAACGUGAAGACAUAUCUCAGCUCCAGCACAGCUGCUGUGUUUACUGGUUAAACUGGUAUCUGAUAAAUACUCCCGAGAGUACAGCGUGUUCAGAGUACAGAGUAGAAGUGAAAGUAACACUGAGUGAGUAAUCGACUGGAAUUGCGCAGGAACCUCAUAAAGAAAGGAAGCAAGAAAUAUGUAUAACCUGGAGCUUUAAAUGAAGCUAUUUCUGAAAUGAGUUUUUCUGAUAAACAACAAACCAUGGAAGAAGAAAGCAAGAGUCAAAUUCAGGCAAUGAGAUCAGACUCCCCUAAACCCAGCUGUGCAUCAAUGAAUGCUCCACUAGAAGACUUCAGAGAGGGAGACUGUUCUGUGGACGUCAGUCCAUUUCAGGCAAUAAGAUCAGACUCACCUAAACCCAGCUGUGCAUCAAUGAAUGCUCCACUAGAAGACUACAGAGAGGGAGACUGUACUGUGGAGGUCAGUCCAUUUCAGGUAAUGAGAUCAGACUCACCUAAACCCAGCUGUGCAUCAAUGAAUGCUCCACUAGAAGACUACAGAGAGGGAGACUGUUCUGUGGAGGUCAGUCCAAUUCGGGUAAAGAGAUCAGAAUCACCUGAACCCAGCUGUUCAUCCAUGCAUAGGGACUAUCCCAUGUUUGCUUCACCAAACUACAGGGAGAGAGACUGUUCUGCAGAGGUCAAUCCAAUUCAGGCAAUGAGAUCAGACUCACCUAAACCCAGCUGUGCAUCAAUGAAUGCUCCACUAGAACACUACAGAGAGGGAGACUGUUCUGUGGAGCUCAGUGGAGAGCAGAGCAAAACACAAAAGAUCAAACCUUGUGCCCAGAAGGACACGAAGUGGACAGACUGUGACGAUGUGCCACAGACCGAACCCCUAUCUGUAUGUCAUCAAAAACUCAGAUCGACUCUGAUGGAGAAUUGCAAAAGGAUGAAUGAAGGCAUAUCACAGCAUGGCUCAUCAGUCCUUGUGAAAGAGAUUUAUACCGAGCUCUACAUCACCGAGGGAGGGAGUGGAGAAGUCAAUGACGAACAUGAAGUGAGACAGAUUGAGACAACAUCCAGGAGAAUAGCAUCAGAGGAUAUACCAAUCCAGUGCAAUGACCUCUUUAAAGGCAAACCUACACGAACUGCACUCACUAAAGGAGUGGCUGGAAUUGGAAAAACUGUCUCUGUGCAGAAGUUCAUUCUAGACUGGGCUGAAGGCAAAGCAAACCAAGAUAUCCUCUUCAUAUUUCCACUUCCUUUUAGGGAGCUGAAUUUGAUGAAGGAUAAACAUCUGAGUUUAAUGGAACUUCUUCAACACUUUCUCCCAGAAACAAAAUAUCUGCAAUCAAUUGACUCUGAAUCUUCCAAAGUCCUGUUCAUUUAUGAUGGUCUGGAUGAGUGUCGUCUUCCUCUAGAUUUUCAGAACAAUGAGAAUGUGUCGAAUGUAACACAGUUGGCUUCAGUGGAUGUGCUGGUGACAAACCUCAUCAGGAGAACUCUACUUCCUUCUGCUCUUCACUGGAUAACCUCUCGACCAGCAGCAGCCAAUCAGAUCCCACCUGAGUGUGUUGAUCAAGUAACAGAGAUACGAGGGUUCAAUGACCCUCAGAAAGAAGAGUACUUCAGGAAGAAGUUCAGUGAUGAGAGCCUGGCCAAUAAGAUUGUAGCGCACAUAAAGUCAUCGAGAAGCCUCUACAUCAUGUGCCACAUACCAGUCUUUUGUUGGCUUGCAGCCACAGUUCUGGAAAGAGUGUUGAAAGGAGCAGAGAGUGGAGAGGUCCCUAAGACACUGACUCAAAUGUUUACACACUUCUUGGUCGUUCAAACCAAACGCAAACACCACAAGUACCCUGGAAAAUCUGGCGGUGAUCCUCAGCAAACUAAAAGAAUUAUACUGGCCCUGGGAAAACUAGCAUUUCAACAGCUGGAAAAAGGUCAUCUGAUUUUCUAUGAAGAAGACCUGAGGGAAUGUGGCAUUGAUGUCGCAGAAGUGUCCGUGUACUCAGGAGUGUGCACUGAAAUCUUCAGAGAGGAGUUUAGGCUACAUCAGGGGAAGGUUUUCAGCUUUGUUCACCUCAGCGUUCAGGAGUUUUUGGCUGCCUUAUAUGCCUUCAUCUCAUUCACCAACAAAAAUGUAACUAAACCAACUACUGAUUUAUCUGAUAUGUUCAAAAUGGCACAUAUGUCAGACUUCCUCAAGAAUGCAGUGGAUAUGGCCUUGCGGAGUGAGAAUGGACAUCUUGACCUUUUCCUCCGUUUCCUACUGGGCCUUUCACUGGAGUCCAAUCAGACUCUUUUGCAGGACUUACUAGAACUGAAAAUAAGCAGCUAUCACAACAAAGAAGAAAUAAUCAAGUACAUCAAGGAAAUGAUCAGACAGAAUCCCUCAACAGAAAAAUCCAUUAAUCUGUUUCACUGUCUGAAUGAACUGAAUGAUCAUUCACUGGUGCAGGAAGUCCAAACGUAUCUUAAAAAAGAAGGAUACUUUCGUCUCAGUGGAGCCAGGCUCUCUCCUGCACAGUGGUCAGCUCUAGUGUUUAUAUUGCUGAACUCAAUGAGUAAAGAUGAUGAUGAUUAUGAUGAUUUGGAAGUGUUCAACCUUCGGAAAUAUGAUGCAUCAGAUGAAGGUCUUCUGAGGUUGAUGCCUGUAUUGAAGGCAUCCAGAAGUGCUCUGCUACGUGUGUGUAAUCUAACAGAGAAAAGCUGUGCACUUUUGGCCUCAAUUCUGAGCUCAAAUUCCUCAAAUCUGAGAGAGCUGAAUCUCAGUAGUAAUGAAUUGCUGGAUCCAGGAAUGAAGCUGCUUUCUGCUGGGCUUGAGAAUCCACACUGUAAACUGGAGACAUUGAGGUUGUGUAACUGCAAUAUUGGAGAGGAGGGCUGUGCGGCUCUGGCCUCAGCGCUAAAAUUUAAUCCCUCUCAUAUGAAGAUGUUAAAUCUUAACCUCAACAGACCAGGAGAGUCAGGAGUUAAGCUGCUCUCUGAAUUGCUGCAGGAUCCACGGUGUAAACUAGAGAAACUUCAGCUGUCUAACUGUAAUCUCACAGAACAAAACUGUGCAGAUCUGGCUCCAGCUCUCAUCAAAUCCAAAUCUCUGAAAGAUUUGGACUUGAGUUACAAUGAUCUGCCAUAUUCAGGAAUGAAGCUGAUCUCUUGUGGACUUCAGGAUCCACAGUGUAAAGUGGAAUUGCUGGGGCUGUGCAGCUGCAGUGUUACAGAGGAAGGCUGUGCUGCUCUGGCUGCAGCUCUGAAAUCAAAUCCCUCUCAUUUGAAAGAGCUGAAUCUGAACCUUAAUGAACCAGGAGACUCUGGAGUGAUGCUACUUCUUAGUUUCCUGGAGGACCCACAGUGUAAACUGGAGAAACUACAACUGUGCAACUGUAACCUCUCUGAGAAAAGCUGUGCAGUUCUGUCCACAGCUCUUGGCUUAAACUUAUCAAGACUGAAAGAACUAGACCUGAGUAACAAUAAUCUGCAGGACUCAGGAGUAAAGCUGCUCUCUGCUGGACUGGAGAAUCCACAAUGUAAACUGGAGAAUGUGGGGUUGCGUGACUGUAAUCUCACAGAGCAAAGCUGUGCAGUUCUGGCCUCUGUUCUCAGCUCAAACACCUUGAGUCUAAAAGUGCUGGACAUUGGUAACAAUGACUUGCAGAAUUCAGGAGUUAAGCUGCUCUCUAACGGACUGAAGAACCCACAAUGUAAACUAGAGGAGCUUAGGCUGUAUAACUGCAGUAUAACAGAGGAAGGCUGUGCUGCUCUGACUGCAGCUCUGAAAUCAAACCCUUCUCACCUGAAAGAACUGCAUAUAAACUCUAAUAAGCCAGGAGAGUCAGGAGCAAAGCUGCUCUCUAAUUUACUAAAGGAUACACAAUGCAGACUGGAGAAACUACAGAUCUAAUAAUCAUCCAAUUGGGCCUGUUAUGAAUCUUGAACAGGUUUUCAAACAUUCAGACAUUCUACAUUGGAAUUCACACAGCUUUGGUAGUGUGUACAUAAUUGGGCCCAGGUAAAAUAACAGUCUGAAGACAUGAACCUAAAACCAACUGGAACUUUAAAACCACCUUUCUUUAAAAAUCACUAGAGGAUAAAUGACUUCUGCAGGUUACUGAAAAACAUUAUUUCAUCCACAGACAAACAGAUCUUAUGACAGGUCUUCUUCCUAUUUCUUAGUAGUAAUAUUAUUAGUAGUUGUAUUUAGAUAAAGAUCAAUUUCUUUGUUGGUUCAUGGUUUACAUUUCCAUGUUUAAUGUAUUUAUUCAUGUUUUUUUGCUUUAUCUAUAUUUAACUUGUUAAACUUUUUUGUGUUUUGAGUCUUUUGGAAGUUACUGUUACCUACACAGGGUUAUUUCAUGCCAUAGAGAAACCAUUUUUGAUUCUAUAAAAAAGUGUUUGUAAAGUGUGUGUAUUAAGAACAAUUUAAAUAUUUUAGGUUCCGCUUAAUGUAAACAUGAUUCAAGGAGUUUACACCUCUACUCAUUAAAUGUGUUUUUCUUUAUAUGAUGUCUUACACUGUAAAUUUUUUUGUCAUUUUUUUAUUUCAAUAUCAGCAAUUACAAUUACUUUUCCAUUUUAGAUUAUAUGUAUAAACUUAUCAACCUCCAUCACCCCAUUAACCCCUUAACUCCCCCCCCCCCCAUUUUACAUUGUACAUUUAAUAUUUAUGAAAAUACAAAAUGUGUCUUAGUGUUACAGCAGAAUAUGUUUUUUAUAUUUUUUGUAUUUUUUUAUUUUAUAUUAUGUUUUUAUAUAUUCUAAGUAGCACAUUUAACUUUGAGGACAGAUCUGCACACUCUUGGUAUUUUAAUCUCAGUGUCUUAAUUGAGGUAGACUCACCUGUAAUAGAGUUCUCAGCGUCUUGAAGGAGUUCCUGGAGGUGCUGAACAAUAGUUGCUGCUUUUCUUCACACUGUGAAGCUCCAGCACGUCCCAAAUCACCAUCUCAGUUGAUCAGGUUUAGACCAGGGAAUUGGGGAAGAAAAACACUUUUUUUACUGUUUACUACAUAAUUAUAUAUGCAUCUCUUUAUUGUUUUCAUGUUUGACUUUUAAUCCACAAUGUAGAAAAUAAAUUAAAUCAAGAUUGAAGAAAAACA
Molecule: messenger RNA, 5404 nt
Organism: Astyanax mexicanus (Mexican tetra)
Lineage: Eukaryota; Metazoa; Chordata; Actinopteri; Characiformes; Acestrorhamphidae
Product: NACHT, LRR and PYD domains-containing protein 12
Exons: 17
Coding region: 543-4211 (1222 amino acids)
Molecular function (GO): protein binding
Source: RefSeq, a predicted model, not a curated record